AGACGUACAGGCUUGAUUACUCGUCCGCAUAACUCCCCUCCAAAAGCAAUAGGAAAUAUACUUCGAUGGACGAGUCGGCGGUAGCGGCGGUGCGUCGUUUCUCGUUGUACGGCGACACCGCAGCGAAUCAAGAGCUGUUGCACCUCAUCGACCACUCUCUUGACGUUGGAGGCACCAAUGCUGUUCAGACGGUGGCCCCGCAGCUGCUGCGGUGGUCGUUGGAGGACACCACCGCCCAGACCUCCGCCUCCUCGUUGCUCUACGUCGCGGUUCUUAACCGACACUUCUGCCUGCGUGUGGUACUCGAUCAUCUCGCGCAGCCGUUAGACCGCCGCCCGUCUGGCCUCGACGAACUCCAGCAUCUCUACAUCACCGCCGCACGCCUGACAGCGCAAGACGCGGCGCGCAAGCAGCUCACGCAGUGUGUCGCAGCUCUCUUCAUUGUGCUGGAGGACCAAUUGGCUGAUCGGCUGUGUUCAUGGGUACGCGGCAAUGACAACGGAGCCGUCGUGUCUGCCCAGGACUGUCGCAUGGCGCUACACGUGCUAAUGGCCGCCAUGGACCUGCUGGCGGACCGCCGCGUGCCCAUUGGAUCGAUUCGCCGGGCCACGCAGCGCCGCCAGCUGCAAGAGCACCUCGCUAUUGCGCUGCAGUCGUCUUUAGAUGGAGGGGAGGACAUGCAGCUGCUGGUGCGUGUCGCCGGCACCGCCGUACGUUUCUUGCUGGAGGCGAUGUACGGGGAGCCGCAGGAAGUCGCCAACACGUUUUGGUCUGCUCUUCCCACCAGUGCAGUGUGGCGUCACUGCAUUGAGUGUUUAUCUCGCUCGACUCCGCCGUGCCCAGAAGAAGUGUUGGAUCUGGUGUGCAACGUACUUCGCUGUUUGACGACGAUGAAUGCGGCAGCGGAGACCAUCUUGCUUGAAGCGCUACCAGCAGUUCUUCAGCCGGUAAGCUCGCCGGCGACGACGGAUUGGGAGACGAUGAGCCGCGUCAUCGCCGCUGCGUUAGAGGCGUCUACGGAGGCCAUCAUAACCGAACAACCCCCCGACGCGCCGCUCUUUCGCUUGUUCUCCUCCGCGGCGGAGCGUCUCGUGCUGCUGCUGCAGACGCCUGCCACCCCGCCAUGUGCGCUACGUCAUGUCUGCGAGGGCAUCAGCGCACUGACGCAGGUCCUGCAGCCCGCCCCGAUACCCGCGAUGGAGCCCACCGACGAUCCCGAGGAUUUCCAGGAAAUCGUGGAGUGCUUGAGGGCGGCGAACGCGACGAAGGUGACGGCACUGGAGCAGCUGCGGCCUUUCCUGCUGGCGUGCGAGACCGCGCUGGCGACUCGUCUUGCGCGGAGCGGCUUUGCGCUUGCGGAGUGGCGCAGCGUUGCCGACUACGUCACGCAGCGCCUCGCUGACCGAGAGGCAGAAGACUUUCAGGUCGCGCACGAGGAGGCCGAGUUGGCGCUCUACACGACCUACGAACGUCUCAGCAGACUUCUCGGCCCACUGACGGCGCAGGUCCUUCACGCGAUGACCGAAGAACCCGACCAGCAACUGCUGCUCGUCACAGUGAACGCUGACUUGAUGCUGCAGUGGCUGCAGUCAGUGGAGCCGUCGACCCUUUUGCUGCAGGCUGUGCUUCUGCCGCCUACGGUGACUCGCUACGUCAUGGGCGGCGUCGGCUCCAGUUGUACAGCGGCGUGGUCUGCCGAUGCCUCGCUGACGGUCUUGAACGUCUUACUGCGCGCCCUGGCGUUUUACGAGGCGCACGCCGUGCAAGACAGCGGUGCUGUGGAGGCGGUACUGGCCGUGGCAGAGGCGGCCGUGAAGGUUGUCGUGGCGGUGCAGCAGGCUGGCUUUGACAUCGCGCAGGUGCGUCAGAGCUGUGCGCCACUCGUGGCCCUUCUCUGGCACUCCGUGACGAGCAACGUCGAGAGCGUAUUCGGUGGCAAGACACGCCACCGCGCCGUACUUCAACUUUUCACCCUGCUGCAGCGCGGCGUGGUGGCGUUGCCGGACAGCGCCAUCCCCGCCCUCACGGAAGCAGACACGUACACGCAGGCCGUUUUGUUUGCCGGCGGCGGCGCGACGAACGCGCGCAUGGACACGCCGGAGGUGUUUGCGCACACACUGGAUUGCCUGGCGCAGCUGUCCGAGUGCGCGGCGGACGCAGCGGGAGAGGAGGAGUCGGCAGAGGCUUGUGUGCUGGAGGGUGUUGUAGCGCGUGCACGUCGACAUAUGGAGGUAGGUGAGUGGUCCGCAGAGGAGGUGGCCGCUAUGCUGAAUCGGUGGCACACGCGCCACCCCCAACUCGCGCUGUGCUUUUUGAAGUUGGCCGCAACCGUCUCAGCGCCGCUGCAGCCCUCGCUGAUGCUGGCCGGUCUGCUUCGCUUCUUCCACAUCCCCGAGAACCGCGACGUCUCCACGGCGAACCUCGCUGCCGUGCUGUCGCUGGACUUCGUGCAGCCCAUCGCGGCAACGUCCCCCACUGCAGCGUCGUUGUAUUCGCUGCUGCGGUGGCUGCUGCAGCCUCAUCCAUCCUUCACUGUCGCGGAUGGCGGGCGACGGGUGCGUGCGCUGGCCACGUGUGGCCGUUUUGUGUGGGAAGGGGCACCCCAGCUGACUCUGUCGGAGGUGGUAGAGGGGCUGCUGAUGUGCGUGGCGCGCUGGCAGGAGUUUACGGCGGCGACGGCGCUGAGCGGCCCCUCAGCGGAAAGCAGCAGCAACGACGACGGCGACGCGGACGGCGAGGACGAAGUGGAGGAUGAGGCACAGGUGGAGCGUAAGGUGCUGGAGGAGCUGGCGGUGUGGAGUCGCUGCGCCGCUGAGUUGACAGAGCUGCCCGUGAAUGCGCCUGGGUGGCUGGCGAGUCUGCAGUGCGCGCAGGAUGACUACGAAAGGAUGGAGGUACUCAAGAAUCUCUGA
Leptomonas pyrrhocoris is the source of this 2912-nucleotide messenger RNA. RefSeq lists its product as hypothetical. Lineage: Eukaryota; Euglenozoa; Kinetoplastea; Trypanosomatida; Trypanosomatidae. The coding region runs from base 66 to 2912 and encodes 948 amino acids. The transcript has a single exon. The record is from RefSeq and is a predicted model, not a curated record.